GAGGCGGCUGCGGCAGCCGGCGCGGGGAUGUCGAGAAGCUCGAAGGCAGUGCUCGGCCUCUCGGUGCUCCUGACGGCGGCCACGGUGGCCGGCGUGCACCUAAAGCAGCGACAGGACCGGGAGAGGCUUCGUGACGGAGUGAUCAGAGACAUUGAGAGGCAAAACCGGAAAAAAGAAAACAUCCGUCUUUUGGGAGAACAGAUUAUUUUGACUGAGCAACUUGAAGCAGAUAGAGAGAAGAGAUUACUGGCAAAAGGAUCUCAAAAAACAUGACUUGAAAUGAAUGUCAGAUAU
This is a messenger RNA of Galeopterus variegatus (Sunda flying lemur), 294 nucleotides long. It is a transcript of the gene PET117, whose product is annotated as PET117 homolog (S. cerevisiae). NCBI's taxonomy places the organism in Eukaryota, Metazoa, Chordata, Mammalia, Dermoptera, Cynocephalidae. Gene Ontology annotation, cellular component: mitochondrion. The record is from RefSeq and is a predicted model, not a curated record. The coding region runs from base 28 to 273 and encodes 81 amino acids. The transcript has 2 exons. Gene Ontology annotation, biological process: mitochondrial respiratory chain complex IV assembly.